AUGUCUAAAGAUACACGUUCGACUACUAAAGGCAUCAAAGUUGGUGUUAAUAGCGUUACAUGCUGUUUUUGUGAUUAUGUUCCGCCUGCAGAAAGUGUACCUAAAGACAUUCUGCCUGCUAUGAACAACUGUAGAAAUCUCGGAUACAUUUGCGAUGGUUGCCUCAGGUCUUUCGAUGGUUUGAAAACAUUGACCAAACCAAUUCUGGAUAAAAAUGAUGAAAUAGAAUUGGAAAUUAAAAAGAUUUCUGAACAUACAACCGCGUUAUGUAAAGAUUUUUGCGAACUAAAGCAAUUGGUAGUAGCAAAUGGUGAUAGGUUGAACCAGAUCAAUAGCGUCGACAAUACGCUCGAUAAAUCAUUUGACAAUUUCAAGCAGCAGAUGAAUGAAUCUUGGACUGGUAUAGUCAAACAGGGUAUCGAUGCGGUUAAAAAUGACGUCAAGAUUGUGCAGCGUACCCUCGAAGUGGUGAAUACUAUCAAAGAGAGAGAAAACAACGUCAUUAUUUUCAACUUAAUUGAAUCUAAUAGAAAGGACAAUGAUUCAGUUUCUGCUAUUUUGCGCUCUCUCACUGAUAACUCUAUCAAGGAUGAUGAUAUUUUAAGAGGAAAAUUGAUGAUUCCAAAACUCCACGUCCAGUUAUUGUUAAAUUCGCCAGUUUUGUCAUCAAAAACAGAGUCAUGCGUAGGGGCCAAGUCUGUUAUAGCAAAGUUUAAUGUUGUUUAUCAAUUGUUAUCUGGUGGAUUGGACAUUUUCCUUUUGUGUGAAACGUUGCAUGGUUCUCCUGAAGAUCCUUCUAUUCAGUUGGCCAUGCCGCCAGGUUUUAGUUUCUUGCAAGUGUUGAGGCCUCAUGAUCCUUACCAUGGUGGUCUUAUUGUUUUUUUCAAGAAGAUGUUCAAGGCCAGGAAAAUUGAAGUUCCGGUUUUUCAGACCUUCGAGGCUAUUAUAGUUGAAUUUUCUUUUAAGCGUCGCAAAGUUUUUGUUUUUGGUAUUUGCAGACCAGGUUCAAAAUUGGUCACAUCUUUGUUUUUUGGUGAGCUGACAUCGGUGUUAGAACAUUUAUUUGCAUUGGGUGAUGGUUUGAUAGUGGCUGGGGAUUUUAAAAUUCAUAUUGAAAGGCCUGGUGAUACACACUCAAUUAAUUUGCUUGAAAUAUUUGAUUCGUUUCAGUUAACAAACGUGGUUAAUGAGCUUACCCAUAACUUGGGUGGCACACUUGAUUUAGUUGCGUCCACUCCUGAUAUUCCUUUGUCUAAUUGUAGAGUGGAUCCCAGUGGUGUUUAUUCAGAUCAUGGUCUGAUUAAUGUUUCAUUCUCGAAGUAUAAUAAUUUCAAGUGGUUUUGUGAUACGUGCAACAAUGUUUCUCCAGACAUCAAGUCAUCAACGGAAAUAGACACGGAUUUGCUCGCGAAGGCAGUUGGCAGAAGUAAACAGGAAUUGAUGAUUAAAAUUGAUGGAUUGACUGAUGCCAGUAAAAUCAUAGAAUCGGAGCUCCGGAAUAUCAGGUGUGCAGUAAAAUUGAAUGAUGAAAAAUUAAGCAACAUUAAUCAUGCUUUUGAUGAGAUGCGUACGGGCAGUGGUGCAAAUGUGGAAAAAAAGUUGAAUGAUGCGACAGAUAUCGAGAAGAGAGAAAAAAAUUUGGUGCUUUUUAGACUUGCUGAAGGAGACGGCGACAAAGAACCUAUUAUGACGAUUUUUAAUCACUUGACUCGAAACGAAGUUGCCGAGAAAGCAGUUGUUAAAGUAACGAGACUAGGGAAAAAACAAGAAAAAUUAAACAUACCGUUAUUGAUUAGUCUUGAUGGUGUUGAGUCGAAAAACUUAAUAAUGGACAAUGUAUCACGAAUGAAAUCGUUGGAUGAUGUCCUAAAAGGUGUUUGGCCUAGUCAUGACCUAUCAAAUGAUCAGAGAGAUGAGUUGAAGAAGUUGAUCAAUGAUGCAAAAAAGCAAGAAUCUGUAAGCGGUUAUUUUUUAUUCAAAGUGAGGGGGCCUCCGUGA
Helobdella robusta is the source of this 1998-nucleotide messenger RNA. RefSeq lists its product as hypothetical. Bases 1 to 1998 code for a protein of 665 amino acids. The transcript has 4 exons. The record is from RefSeq and is a predicted model, not a curated record. NCBI's taxonomy places the organism in Eukaryota, Metazoa, Annelida, Clitellata, Rhynchobdellida, Glossiphoniidae.